Molecule: messenger RNA, 2833 nt
Organism: Styela clava
Lineage: Eukaryota; Metazoa; Chordata; Ascidiacea; Stolidobranchia; Styelidae
Product: solute carrier family 2, facilitated glucose transporter member 1-like
Biological process (GO): dehydroascorbic acid transport
Cellular component (GO): plasma membrane
Molecular function (GO): D-glucose transmembrane transporter activity
Source: RefSeq, a predicted model, not a curated record
UUUUAUUAUACACAGCAGUCGAAGUGGUUGGUCGGCUAAAGCCCUGUCUAUCAAUAGCUUAUUUACAAUUGGAAAUUUAUCAUAUAAAUUACAUUUACUAAGUUACGUAUUCAAUCACAAUGAAAGAAGAAUACAAGAAUUCGUGGUAUUGCACGUUCGUCCUCAACGCGUCCAUAUUUCCUACCGCUUUUAUGAUCGCUUAUUCGAUAGCAUGCCUAAAUCCACUGGUUCCGGUAAUUCAUCGCAUCUACAACUCAACGUAUGAAAAACAACAUGCCGAUGCUCUGCCUGACGACACGUGGACUCUUUUGCUGACUCUAACGAUGUCGAUGUUGAUGAUUGGUGCUUUUGUUGGAUCUAUGGUUUUCAAAAUAUUGUUGAGUUAUUUGACAAGAAAACAAAUCUUGAUCAUAACCCAUGUUUGUGCGGGGACUGGAUACCUGAUUGUUGCAGUUGGAACAGGAAAAUGGGGAUCGUAUGAGGCUUUUAUUAUUGGUCGAUUUGUUACGGGACUCGCGCUUGGGCUCGGUUUGAGCGUAACACCAUUAAUUUUCAACGAAUCUUGCGUUCCGCAUCGUCGCACAUUUUACAGCAGUGUUUGGGGGACAGCUCUUUCAUCAGGAGUGCCAAUCGGAAUCUUUUUUGCGUGGCCAAAGAUAUUUGGCACAGAUGAGCGAUGGCUGGGAGUAUUAAUCGUGUGUAUGUUCUUUUCAAUCGUUCAUAUUAUAUGCUCAUUCUGGAUUGUAGAAACUCCUCUACAGGCGUAUAUUUUGCAUGGAGAAGGAAGAGCCUUGACCGUUCUUCGAAAACUGCGAUGUGGGACAGAGACCGAUUUGGACAAUGAGCUGAAGGAUCUAGUCGCAGAUGGCGCCUCAGAUGACAAUGCAAGCUCAGUUGCCACAUUCAAGGAAGUGAUAACAACUCCACAAUACAGACGACAUUUUAUUGGAGCUGUUUUGGCAUAUUCUGUCAUAAUGGCUAGCGGAGUAAACAAUAUUUUCUUCUACUCUGAUCAGAUUCUCUCUAACGCUGGAUUGGAUUCUGAAACAGUGACUCCUGCUACUUUGGGAAUCAUGGUCGUUGGGCCAAUAACAUCUGUUGUAUUGACGGUAUUUGUUAAUCGAGGAGCCGAACCACGAAUGAUUAUGAUAGUCGGAUGCACGAUCAUGAUUUUUGGAGAUGCGUUUAUAACUGCAUGCUUGGCAACUUAUGAGAAAGUGCCAGCCAUGUCCACAGCCGCAAUUGCUGCAGUAUGCGUCUUCUACUUCGGAUUUGCAAUGAUUAAUAUUAUCGCCUAUGUAAUGUUUGGAGCAAUAACUAUUGACAGAACUAGGCCUGUCUGUAUCAACGUUGGAGCAGCAUCUUUGUGGUUUUUCGCGUGGUUAGUGGGCUUCAUAGCUCCCUAUUUCGAGAUAUGGAUUGGACCGUAUGGCUUCCUGGUCUGGAUGGUGUUGACUAUCUUUGUCCUGGUCUACUCGAUAUUUUUUAUUCCGAACGUCGCAGGGAGGACACCAGAUCAAAUUCAAGCAUUUUACAAAACCGGCCUCACAACAUCCGCAAGUUCUGUUCCCCUGGAUCCGGAACUUUAAUACACAUGCGAAAAUAUAUUUGCAAGAUCUUGUGAUCAUGCCAAUUGUAGACAAAUGUUUAUUAAAAAUGUAUACAAUAUAAAUGUAGGUGAAAGAAAAAAUUAUUUUGCAGAAAAUAGCAUUAUCAAGAUAAAUAAUGGAAUUUAUUGUUAUUUUUUGAUUUAUCCUAUCUUUGCAUUCACUACACGCCUCGAUCUGUUUGGAACUUGACUGUACAAGGAACGAAUGGUUUCUUCCGACAUUUUGUCAUCAAUCCAUGCUUUUUAGAGCAGUUGUUCUCAACCUGAGGCUUCAUCACCACUAGUGGCACGCAAGCAGAUUUGAAUUAUUGCAACAAUUAAUUUUGUAUUCGUCGAACAGCGUUUAUAGCGCUACCAAUGCUUGUCUUUAAAGAUCGCCUUUGUCCGUUGCUGUCCACCAAAAAACGUAACGGGCAUGUUUUCGCCGUUAUGCAUGUUACGUCACAAUGCAUCUGCAUUAAUAAAUCGGCAAAUGAGGGAGAGUUCGUGAUAGCGGAUAACACUGAUCAAAGUUCAUUCGUCCGAGGUUUCGGAUAAUUUAGUGAUUAUGAUAAGACUUAUUGUGACACAACGCGCAAAAUGGCAAAAACAUGCCCGUUCCGUUUUUUCGUGCAUGGACAGUAACGGGCGAGGGCGAUCUCCAAAAGACAAGAACCGGUAGCGCUAUAAACGCUGAUUAGCGAAUACAAAAGUUAAUUGUUGCAAUAAUUCAAAGCUGCUUACGUACCCCUUGAAAAGCUUCCGUGUAGAACUAGUGGUGUGCGUAACUCAGAUUGGGAACAAAUGCUCGAAGGCAUAGAUUGAUGACUUGUUGGGCAAAAUUUCAGAAGACCCCCGUACGUGCCUCAUGCGGUCAAGUUCCAAUCAGAUACGUGUAGUGAAGGCAAAGGGAGGAUAUAACAAAAAAUAACAAUGAAUUAUAUUAUUUAUUUCAUAAUACUAUUUUCUGCAAAAUAUUUUUUUUUUUUACAUUUAUAUUGUAGAAAUUUUAAUAAACAUUUGUCUGAUUACUACAAUUGGUCUGAUCACCCUGUACAUUUUACAAGAAUUAUGAUAUUAUGGUUGUUGGUGGUUAAUAUUUCAACUCAAAAUAUAUGUAGAGUUGAUUUCUUUCUGCCACUUCCAGUAAAAUUUGGCCUGUGAAAUAAUAGAAAUGUUAAAUACAUCUAUAUAUUACAUUACACGAUUAAAUAUAAUUGUUAAUUAUAAGUUAUAACACACUUA